Molecule: messenger RNA, 624 nt
Organism: Macroventuria anomochaeta
Lineage: Eukaryota; Fungi; Ascomycota; Dothideomycetes; Pleosporales; Didymellaceae
Exons: 1
Coding region: 52-438 (128 amino acids)
Source: RefSeq, a predicted model, not a curated record
CCACCACCCACGCACCUUCCACCUCUCUUCCAUCACCUCCCACACCUCACCAUGUCCAACAACUUCUCAGGCAGCCACACUCUUCGCAACAGAAAACUACAAACUAAUCUGGACGGCCCUCCUGUUCCAACAAAACUCGACACAAAACCCUCGCUCUUCCAACGGCGUGGUCUCCAACUCCCAGAUCCACCUAGACAGUUGAAGCCACUGCCCGCUGUUCCUCUACCUGAUUCAGUCGAGUACAAGCCUCUGCCACGGCCUCCGGAAAGCAUCAAGUUGGGUACUACCUUACUUUGGAUCGCGGGAUUUGCUGUUUGGUUUAUGGUCGUUGUGGUCAUGUUGCCGGUCAUCAUGGAAAGAGAGGCAAUGAUUGGGGUGAAUGCUUGGUUGAGGGGGAAAUGGCGAGACGAUGGAGAGGCUGCAUGUGCUAUAUGCUGAAAACUCACGUUCUGUGAGCCAAGAGAGACCGAAAAUGCUCGCGGACACACCCGUCGAUUCAAAGCCGUUUCAUAAUGGAUACACCGCAGUACAGCAACAGCAUCUUCAUUUAUUAUUUCAAUUUAGAGGACAGGUUACAGCUUCGACUCCUGCUUCGUCGCAUCUACCAAACUCUUCCGCCCACCA